Molecule: messenger RNA, 1762 nt
Organism: Osmerus eperlanus (European smelt)
Lineage: Eukaryota; Metazoa; Chordata; Actinopteri; Osmeriformes; Osmeridae
Product: protein L-Myc-1b-like
Exons: 3
Coding region: 312-1481 (389 amino acids)
Biological process (GO): regulation of transcription by RNA polymerase II
Molecular function (GO): protein dimerization activity; DNA-binding transcription factor activity, RNA polymerase II-specific; RNA polymerase II cis-regulatory region sequence-specific DNA binding
Source: RefSeq, a predicted model, not a curated record
GAUCUUUCACUGGCGGGAAAAACCACUGCUUGGCUCGUGUUUCAGACUGCUGACGGAAGCAGCUCCUUCUGUUGGAGUUCUUACAUUUUCUUAAUGAAAACGUAGCAGACGUUUGACCUCCUAUUUCAGGUAACGCCAGAAACUUGGAACGGCUUUUGCAUAUAAGUUUCUCUCAAAUUGAGUUUUAUUAGUGACGGGUGGACGGAAAUCUCCAUGCCGUGAAUUGCGCAUUUUAUUUGAGUGGAUUAUCCGAACGAACCGGCCGUUGUUUAAAGCUAUUUCCUCACUCUAAAUUGUGCUUGUGAAAUUAAAUGCUUGGAAUAAACUCACUAGCACCCCGCUGUGAAAGCCGGGAGAUGGAGUAUGACCUCUAUCAGCACUACUUCUACGAUGGCCUCGACACGGAGGAGGAUUUCUACAAAUCCACCGCACCGAGCGAGGAUAUGUGGAAGAAGUUCGAGCUUGUGCCCACCCCUCCCAUGUCUCCCACGCGGACACUGAGCGGGGAUGGUAUGCACUUCUCCCCGGGAGACAAGCUGAGCUGGUUGUCCAAGGUCUUGGUUCAGGACGAAGACUGUGAGGGACUGAAUAGACCCAACUCCCACGAACUGUUUGGAAACCUUAGUUCCAUUAUUAUCCAGGACUGCAUGUGGAGUAGUUUUUCCGCCAGUAAGCACUUGCUAAAGGUCAGUGAGCGUCUGGUGUCUGCUGGCCCGCUCCUUCUGCCUCCAGCCCCUCACAACCCCGACACUGCGAGCAAGCAAGUGCAGUGCGCCUCUGUUGACGCGUCACCAGCCAACACCUUGGUGACAGACUGUGUUGACCCGGCGGCUGUUCUCACCUUCCCCGCCACCAGCUGCAGGAAACCGGCCUCUUCGGGAUCUGAAUCUCGCUCUGAUUCAUCCGACGACGAGGAGAUCGAUGUGGUGACUGUAGAGAGCAAGCAGAGUCGAAUGCGCUUGCUGAGUGGUCGCAAGCCUGUGACCAUCACUGUCCGUGCGGACGUCUGCCCCAAGCGCUUCCACAUGUCGGUUCACCGCCAGCAGCACAACUAUGCCGCCCCGUCCCCUGACAGCGACGCAGAGCCCGAGGAGGAGGAACCCCGGAGCAAGCGACCCUGUCUGGAGUCCAGUUACCCCCAGGCCUGCCCUACAGCCUCCUGCUCAGACAGCCCCCAGAGUUCCUCCUGCUCAGACAGCCCCCAGAGUUCCGACGCUGAGGACACAGACCGCCGACGCAACCACAACUUCCUGGAGAGAAAGAGGCGGAAUGACCUGCGCUCACGCUUCCUGGCCCUGCGCGACCAGAUUCCGGGCCUGGUGGAGUCCUCCAAGACGCCCAAGGUGGCCAUCCUGACCCAGGCUACAGAGUACCUGCUCCAGCUGCGCGUCAGGGAGCGGCACCAGGCGCAGGAGAAGAAGCGUCUCCGCGCACGCAAACAACUGCUGCUCCGCAGGAUCGCCGACCUCAAACGCUCCUGAAAGACCUGAACCAACUAUACAGACACAAACUGCCUCAUUCUUAGCUGAACACUUUUACAACUAAAGCAAACUGCCACUUUCUAAAAGCUAAGGACUAAAUAUUAAUGAUAUGCCUCAUGUACAAAGCCAUGGACUUCUCCAUUAACAAAAUUCCUUGUUUGUAAAACUAUGGACUUCCUUCAUAAGGUGAAUUUAGUCCGAUGCGGAAGGCUGGAUGUUGCUUCUGUGUUUCAUGUGUUUCUCCCUUCAGGAAGGCCUCAUAAUGCACGGUCUACUGCAUA